AUGUCUGCUGAGCUGCGCGGCGUCCUCCAUCGCAUCCGCCUCCACGACUACCUGCCCGUUCUCGUCCAGCAUGGCUUUGACAGCUGGGAUGUAGUGUGCGAUAUCUCCGAGCAGGACAUGGCUUUCCUAGGCUUCAAGCUGGGCCAUCGCCGCGUCUUGGAGCGCGAGAUUGCCGCCUCGCGCAAGGCUUCGUGCGGCCAGUCCCUGGCCUCAGACAGCACCGACCGAAGCCCACACACCACCCCGCCGCCCGAGGACGCUGCCCGCAUCCACUCCACCAGUCCCCCGCGCACUGAAGAAAGGAAGAAGCGACGAUAUCGCCGCAAACCCCGGCCCGACAUCAACGCCCCCAAGAAGCCCAAGACCGCUUACGUCAACUUCGCCGACACCCUGCGCACCGAUCCCGCCGUCAACGCCCUGUCCUUUGUGGAAAUCGCCCGUGAGGUCGGCCGCCGAUGGCAGACGCUGCCCUCGGAGCAGAAGCACGCCUGGGAGUGCCGCGCCGCCCGCGACAUGCAAGAAUACGAGGCGCAAAUGGACGAAUACAAGACGACCGAAAACUACCGCCGCUACCAAAACUACCUCAAAACCUUCACCCAUCACCAGACCCAGGCCAAGACCUCACGCCCAGGGCACCGCCUGCCCGUCGACCACGACCGCAAGUCCAGGAGCAACUCGUCCGAGACCCUCUCCAACGGCUCCGGGGACGGCGCCUCGAGACCCGACUCGGGAUCGCGGAAGCAUGAUGAGUGUCACGUCGCAUUUCAGCUGGCUAUGCAAGAGAUCUCGGUGCGGAGGGACGAAAUCAUCGCCAGGGGGGUUCCGAGCUAUGACUGUCUCCAUCUCCCGCCCCAGGACAAGACCCGCAAGGCCACAAUGUCAUGUAGGGUGGGAACAGGCUCCCUCUUCUUUCUCGUGAGGGAGGAGCAUCUGCAACAGAUGCUAGAUCAUGUUUACUGCAGUGAAAGCAUUGAGCCUUUUCCCCUGAUGCUCGUCCUCCUGUUGGCUGCCGUCGGAGCGCAUUAUGAUGCCGAGUGCAUGACGGAUGCCGAGCGCCACGGUUGCUUUGUUUCUGCAGUCUCCAUGUUUGAGUCGCAAUUCUCCAGCGUCCGCGACUACAGGACCAUGUGGGUCUUCGCUCUACUUUCCAUCCACUCCAUCCUCGAAAAACAUGUAGUUGCGCGACUUACUGUCGCUGCUGGCCUUCAGAUUUCCCGGUCCAAGGAGGCCGAGGAAGCCGUCGAAGCGGGUACGAUCAGUGUGCAGGAUGCCAAUAGACUCAUCUGCACAUUGGUGUUUAUAGAAUGUUGGUUGUCUACAACCUUGGGAUACAAGGCGGACGUGAGAGCAGAGGACAUAACGCGUGCAUGGCCUCGUCUCCUGCAGUCGACCUCACUCUCGGACGCGAUAUAUGUCCAAGGCUGUAAGAUCGGGCUCGUAUCCCGAGAGAUUGCUGAAGUCACCACCCACAGAGCCGCCAGCGCUGUCAGGACCGAACACAUUGAGCUGUUGACCGAGAAGCUUGACGCGUGGCACACAUCACUACCGGCCAACAUGCAGCUUGCUGCACUGACAGACGAGAAACAGUCCUCGUUACUGACCCACUACCAAAGGAGGGCGAUCCUGAUGAUACACAUGUUCUACUUGGGUGCCAUCAUCUCCCUUUACCGGCAGUUGCUGCUCCAGGCAUGCGAGGCCCGGAUUCAUUCCAAAUGGGAUCUGGACAUGCCAUACUCGCAAGUCCAGAGCUAUCGAGCACGUUGCUCAAUCGCCGCACAGCAAAUGACACGGAUGAUGCAGCUCAUCAGCUGGAGCGGCGCCAUGACGAGGCGGUGUUGGGUCAUGAUUUACUGGGCGUUCCAGUCCAGCACAGUGAUCCUCUUUGGUAUUGGCCAGCAAAUGAUGGACCAACGCCCUCCCAUCGAAGAGGACUUCGCCUAUGCCAAGGUCUGCGCCGACAUACUGUGUGCGUGCAGCAAAGUGGAGCCAGUAGCUGCCAAGUAUCUCGCCGUCAUCCAACCCCUCUAUGACGCCCUUGCAGACAAACGGCGGCGCUUGCAACGUCGAACGGCCGACAUGGCAAUCGAAUCGACUCUUCUCCCAUGUGCAGCUCUACCGCAGUCUUGUUCACCACACAUGGAUUCACAGGGCGUAUGUUCCCAGACCCCGCCGACGGCAGAGACAGCCGACGCAGAGAUCAUCUCCAUCGUCAAGAAGCUAUCAGAUUUGCUCGCAGACCCGUUCUCGUUGGGAUUGAAGGCCAAGAUUCAGGGGGUGCGCGAAACGCGCAACGGGGUCGGGACAUAUUCCGUGCUUUGGUGGAAGUGA
Messenger RNA from Diplodia corticola, 2328 nucleotides. Its product is annotated as hmg box protein. NCBI's taxonomy places the organism in Eukaryota, Fungi, Ascomycota, Dothideomycetes, Botryosphaeriales, Botryosphaeriaceae. The record is from RefSeq and is a predicted model, not a curated record. The coding region runs from base 1 to 2328 and encodes 775 amino acids. The transcript has 6 exons. Gene Ontology annotation, cellular component: nucleus. Gene Ontology annotation, biological process: regulation of gene expression.